Molecule: messenger RNA, 1044 nt
Organism: Labeo rohita (rohu)
Lineage: Eukaryota; Metazoa; Chordata; Actinopteri; Cypriniformes; Cyprinidae
Product: trace amine-associated receptor 13c-like
Exons: 2
Coding region: 22-1044 (340 amino acids)
Biological process (GO): G protein-coupled receptor signaling pathway
Cellular component (GO): membrane
Molecular function (GO): trace-amine receptor activity
Source: RefSeq, a predicted model, not a curated record
AAGGUCAAAUCAGAGCCUCUCAUGGCCUAUGAGACUGAGAAUCAUGAGAUUCAAUACUGCUUUCCUGCCAUCAACUCAUCAUGUAUCAAGGGAAAACGAUCCAGACCUGAAAACAAUAUUAUGUAUUUGUUUUUUUCAUUGCUAUCAGCAUGGACUGUGUUUCUGAACCUGCUGGUGAUCAUCUCCAUCUCUCACUUCAAGAAGCUUCACACUCCAACCAACAUGCUCAUUCUCUCUCUGGCUGUGACUGACAUGCUUAUUGGACUAAUUGUAAUGCCUGUGCAGGCCAUAAAGCUGAUUGAGACAUGUUGGUACUUUGGAGACACUUACUGUGGAUUAUUCACAAUGAUCGUUGGAUUGCUGCUUUCUGUAUCUCUUAGUACUUUAGUUUUAAUUGCUGUUGAUCGUUAUGUGGCUGUGUGUCACCCUUUACUGUACCCACAGAGAAUAACUGUGACUAAAGCUUUAUUAAGUAUCUGUGUCUGCUGGUUUUUCUGUUUAAUUUACAAUAUUGCUUUUGUAACUAGCAACAGAUAUUUUGACCCUUCACAAAGUAGAGACAUGUGCUAUGGAGGGUGCUAUUUUAGAAUGAGUUAUUCAUGGGCACUCACUGAUAUGUUAAUAUGUUUCAUUUUUCCUUGCACCCUAAUCAUAACUUUAUAUUUGAGGAUAUUUUAUGUUGCUCAUCAGCAAGUGAAAGUUAUAAACUCUCUGAUUAAGGGUGGUAAAUGUGUAUUGGAAGGUUCAGUGAGGAGGAAAUCAGAGAGUAAAGCUGCUCUGACAUUAGGAAUCAUUGUGACAGUUUAUUUGCUUUGCUUUAUUCCAUACUAUAUCUUGUCUUUAACAAGCACUACAAUGAUCUCUUCUGCUGUAAUACAGUUUCUAGUAUGGACUGUGUAUAUUAACUCUAGCCUGAAUCCUGUCAUCUAUGCUUUAUUUUACAGCUGGUUUAAAAUGUCUGUUAAAUAUAUUUUAACUCUUAAAAUAUUUCAAACAGCUUCCUCUCUCAUUGACGUUUUUACAGUUUAUAAUCAGAGGAUGUAA